Messenger RNA from Tinamus guttatus (white-throated tinamou), 1404 nucleotides. The record is from RefSeq and is a predicted model, not a curated record. Lineage: Eukaryota; Metazoa; Chordata; Aves; Tinamiformes; Tinamidae.
AUGGCAGCCCAGCGGGAAGACGGAAAACGGCCUGUGGAAGGAAUGUCUCCCUCCUCGGCCAGCAGUUGGAGCGACCCUUUUGUUGCAGAAGGAGCUGCUGGGCGGAUCUCUUCACGUGGAAGCAGGAACACUGCUGAAUCCGCACGCUGGCGUGUCGGGGAGUCCCGGGAAUGGGGACUGGUGGCGCUGGUGGCCUGUGCUGGGGCUAGAAACCACCCGAGGGAGCGGAGCCUCCUCGGGGAAGCCGAGUCGGCGUGGGGCAGCCCGAGCAAAGCCGUGGCCGCUGCUGCCGCAGCUCGUCCGAGGGUGUUCUCCAGGAAACAUGCAGGCUCAGAUACAGAGCGGUGGUUGAUGCGCUUCUCCCUGCGCCUUCCACCUUCUCCAGUGCCCAGGCUGGAUCUGAAGCUUGAAGAUCGCUCUGUAGUCCCUCGAGAUGUGGUCAGACACAUGAGUUCCAGUGACAGCCAGUGUGGGACUGUAAUUGAUGUCAACAUAGAGUGUGCUGUGAAGCUGGUAGGAACCAACUGUAUCCUCUACCCUGUCAACAGCAAAGACCUGCAACAUAUCUGGCCGUUCAUGUAUGGUGAUUACAUAGCCUAUGACUGCUGGCUGGGCAAGGUCUAUGAUUUGAAGAACCAGGUGAUCCUGAAGCUUUCCAAUGGAGCCAGAUGUUCUAUGAGCACAGAAGAUGGAUCCAAGCUGUAUGAUGUUUGCCCUCACGUCAGUGACUCGGGUCUCUUCUUUGAUGAUUCAUACGGCUUUUAUCCCGGGCAAGUCCUCAUCGGGCCUUCUAAAGUCUUUUCCAGCGUGCAGUGGCUCUCGGGUGUGAAGCCUGUUCUGAGCACAAAAAGCAAGUUCAGGGUGGUGGUGGAAGAGGUACAAGUGGUAGAACUAAAAGUUACUUGGAUCACUAAAAGUUUCUGUCCUGGAGGUACUGACAGUGUGAGCCCUCCACCCUCGGUAAUCAGCCAGGAGAACCUGUCCAGGGUGAAGCGGCUGGGGUGCUUUGACCAUGCCCAAAGACAGCUUGGGGAGAGGUGUCUCUACGUGUUCCCUGACAAGGUGGAACCUGCAAAAAUCACCUGUGAGUGUCCAGAGAGGAACUGCGUCCUGGGUGAAGGAUCGGUCGCCAAAAAGGUGAGGAGGCUGCUCAAGAAGCAGAUAGUGAAGAUCAUGUCAUGCUCCCCAGAGUCUCAGGCUCCUAGUGAAGCCCCUGACAAAGAGUCUGCUGCAGCUGCUGACCAGAAAUCAGAGGAACCUAAGCCUGGAUCCAAGAGUGAGGUGGAGGAGUCUUCCACCACUGCAGCAAGCGCCGGGGAGAAAAAGGAAGAGCAACCUGAAGAAACAGAGAAGGAUAAGGGGGGAGCAGUGAGACAGCAGCAGCCCCCAAAAAAAAAAGUCUGA